Stegodyphus dumicola is the source of this 1220-nucleotide messenger RNA. RefSeq lists its product as uncharacterized. The record is from RefSeq and is a predicted model, not a curated record. NCBI's taxonomy places the organism in Eukaryota, Metazoa, Arthropoda, Arachnida, Araneae, Eresidae.
GGCGUGAAUCCUAGUGAGAGGUCUAGCUGCAUGGAUGUUUUUUGUGAAUUUCCCCGAAUAUGACCUAAAUACUACCAGUUUUCCUAGAAAAGUUCUCCACGAAGAUAUGCUUCCGUUUUGCUGAGUAAAACUCCUUAAUCCUGUGCUUUGAAAUUCUCGGUUGCUCAUUUCAGUUAUUUCAAUUCAACUGAUUUUAAGCAUGUGAUAGACUUAGUCUUUUCAAAAGAUGAUUUUAUACUAUCCCGUUUACAUAAGCUAUCAAUUAAAAAGUUUUUCCCGAAAAUUUCACAGUGAAAAAUCUUCGUCUGAUAAACUAUGGAAAUUCUGGGAUCGGAUUUUUAAACAGUUAUUAGAUCAGUUCAAGAAAUUUUUCUGCAUUAAAAAUGACUCAAAGGAGGAAGAAGAUAGCCCUGUAAUGCAAUUUGAGCUUCAGAAACGAAUCUCAGAUGAAGUCUAUGCUUAUAUAGACACAAACGCUGAAAAUAUGCGCUACUGUUCCAGAGAACCGCAACCGAAUUUACAUGAUGAAAUUCAUAAAAAGAUAAUAGCACGAUUUUUCAGCUAUUCUUUGAAUCCAGAAAGCUAUGUGUGUUCUCAAGAGCCGGAGCUGGACGCAGUGUUAGGUACAUCUACGGUAAAUCAACGGUCAGCCGAAAAAAAACGUGAUACAGCAAUCUUUAAUUACGAGGUGCUUUCUUCUUUUGCUACAUCGCCGGUGAGUUCCUCUGCAGUAUUAGUGCCGGUGAUAGUCAAACGGCAAAGUAGCCCACGAAGUUCCGCUGAAUUUCCGAUGAUGAAAAUAACAUAAGUAGAAACAUGGAAGGAUUCUCAGGACGAAUCGAGAGAAUAAAGUCUUCUUCGUGUUUAUUUGACGUGACCCGUGAUAAUAUGAUUUCACAGAAAUAGUAUUUAUUAUAUUCUAAAUUUAACGUACUUUUUAGAAAGAUAGAGCCAUUUCAGGAAUUUGACAGUGUUGAUCAUUAUAGAUAAAUUUAAUGAGCAAUAUGCAAUAUGAUAUACACAUGCAAUUUUGACACUAAUAUCAGCAAAGUUUGCUUAAAGUAAUACCAUUUUACAAGUUCAGCAUAUUGUUGUUGCUUACAGUUGGUAACGUAACACAUUAUAUUCUAGUUUUAUUGCAAGGUAUAUUUAUUGUAACCUCACUUUUUAUUUCUCAUCACACUUUAUUUAUAUUUGUGUACAUUUUAAAAUAAAAUUAU